AUUUGAAUGUAAGAGAGGAAAAAGCUCUAUGUUCCACGUGUGGAGGACAAUAAUGGCAACAUGAAAAUGCUCAUGAUAUCCACUGUUGAUUAUCUUACUGCAAGCUCAAUGAAUAUAUUGGAACCUGCCUUGGUAGAUUCUGAUGGACAUCAACGUGAAGAUGGUAUGCCUUAUCAUUUAAAUGUUCAACCAGUGCUUGUUCCCUCGAUCUGAAAUGAUAACUGUAUCAUCUUUGGUUGAAUAAGUUAUGCAGGCAAGUGAUCCGGUUGAUUUAUUCAUCCUCCCUGGCCUUGCUUUUGACAAAUCAGGAAGCCGUUUGGGCCGUGGUGGGGGGUAGGUUGAUGUUUUGAGGUUUUGUGUCUUAUUGAUCAUUGUUUGAUAUCAUUAUUAGUAUAUUUAUUUUCUUAAAAUCAUCAUAACAUCUGUCUUUGCAUAUGUUUGUUUUGAUAGACGUAUUUUCUUUGACAGAUUACUGAUAAGUAGACUUCAUUCACUUCAAUAGCAAUCUGAUUCAACAUUCAUUAAGAUAUCUUGUUCUGCUAUUCCAAUGCGUUACAAUUUGUGGCAGUUACUAUGAUUUAUUCCUGAAGAGGUAUCAAGAGCUUAUCGAAGAAAGGAAAUGGAAGCAGCCUUUCCUUGUUGCGCUUUCCUAUUCCGUACAAAUUAUGGAGGAAGGAACAAUACCUGUCACUCCAUAUGAUGUUCCUGUGGAUGCUCUUGUAUCCCCAUCUGGUUUCACUCUAAUAAGCUCAACUGCUUUGAAGAAAUUCAAUUGAAUGAAGCUGUAGCCUUUUCUGCUGUAUUUCAUGGAUCAUCUCACGUUUUUAAGAAACUGCCUCUAUCAAAAUGGAGCAUGGGCAUAUCCUUCCAAUCAGCGAGUUCCAAUAUGGAAUGUUCACAGGUCUCAUUUCAUUUGAUUACAUCAGGAAGGAGAUAGCAGAGGAAUAACAAUUCUUAACAUAGUUGUCAUGAUGGGUGAUUGUGAAAUUGAAUUUAUUAUGGAUCAGACAUGCUUUCUCUAGAAGUCUGAAAUGAAUGAUAUUUUGGUCUGCUACUUAGGAAAUUUCUUUCUGAAGAAGAUCACGGCAAGACUCUUUCCAGCUUGUUUUGGAGGUGGUGUUGCUGUAGUGCUGCCAUCAUAUUGCUUUCUCCGUGCUCCAGUACACCAUAAGCUAAAGCAGUAAGGCCUACGACCAUUUCCAGAUCCCAUGUUAAUCCUAUCUGAAAAUUUUAGCCACAACUGUCUGAUCUUUCUAAUUUAAGGAGGUUAAAGGAACUGAAACUUGCAAACUGUAAGAAAGUGAUGGAUAUUCCGUGCCUCCAAUCCUUGGAGUCCUUGAGAAGUUUGUUCUUGAUUAACUCUAAUGCAUGCCCUUUAGCAGUAAAGACGAAAAGGUUUGUGCAAUCUAAAUAUGAAUGGAAACAAAAUUCCAGAUUGGUUUUCCCAAGAUCAAGUUACCUCCUCAAUCUAAAAAAACCAUGAGAUCAGAGGAAUGAUCAUAGCUGUCAUUAUUUCUCUUUGAAUGUAGCACCCGUGUACAAGCAAAGACCCUCAAAAAUUAUAGUCCGGAGAGUACUGGAGAUCACAUUCAUUUGGGUCGAUAUCCAGCAUAUCACCAAUUAGUCUCUAGCUUGAAAGAUUGUUUCGAGAAUCAAUUGACAAAGCAAAACUCCACCAUCCGUUCAGGCAACAGAGCUGAAGAAGGCUGGGAUUCAACUAGUUUUUGAGACGGAUGACGAUCAUGGGGUAGAAGAGGACUCGCUAGAUGAAAUCCAGCAGUCUCUGUCU
Messenger RNA from Rubroshorea leprosula, 1789 nucleotides. NCBI's taxonomy places the organism in Eukaryota, Viridiplantae, Streptophyta, Magnoliopsida, Malvales, Dipterocarpaceae. The record is from the annotation of a GenBank genome assembly.